This is a messenger RNA of Manduca sexta (tobacco hornworm), 1105 nucleotides long. RefSeq names its product lambda-crystallin homolog (gene Had1). Lineage: Eukaryota; Metazoa; Arthropoda; Insecta; Lepidoptera; Sphingidae. Gene Ontology annotation, biological process: fatty acid metabolic process. Gene Ontology annotation, molecular function: oxidoreductase activity, acting on the CH-OH group of donors, NAD or NADP as acceptor; NAD+ binding. The record is from RefSeq and is a predicted model, not a curated record.
UUUAAGUAUCGGUUGGCACAAAAUUGUCUCAUUCACACGUCGCGUACCGCAAAGUUAACAACUCAACGCAUACUCAUUAUAAUGGCAUCCAAAUUCAAGACAGAAAAGGUCGCGAUUGUGGGAAGUGGCCUGAUUGGGAGAUCAUGGGCGAUGCUUUUCGCGUCUGUCGGCUACCAGGUCACGAUAUUCGAUGUGGUGCAGAAACAAAUUACCGACGCCCUGGAUGAUAUUAAAGCCCAGCUGAAAACGCUAGAAAAAGAUGGUCUAUUGCGGGGAAGUCUCAACGCCGAUCAGCAGUUCCAGUGUGUUAAAGGAUCCAAUGACUUAGCAACUGCUGUCAAAGACGCUAUAUUCGUUCAGGAAUGCGUGCCAGAAAGCUUAGACUUGAAGAGGAAGGUUUUCGAUAAUUUGGACAAAGUGGUCGGUGAUAAUACCAUUCUGUCUAGCUCUACGAGCACCACUUUGCCGUCGUUAUUUUCCAAAGACAUGAAGCACAAGUCGCAGGUGAUUGUGUCCCAUCCCGUAAACCCCCCUUAUUACGUCCCACUUGUAGAGAUCGUACCUGCUCCAUGGACAAAGCCUGAGGUCGCGAAGAAGACCAGAGAGAUCAUGGAAGAGAUUGGACAAGUCCCAGUCCUUUCUAAGGAAAUCGAUGGUUUUGUCCUCAAUCGUAUCCAAUAUGCAAUUCUUGAUGAAGUGUGGCGUUUGGUUGACGACAAGAUCGUCGAUGUGGCAGAUAUAGACAAGGUGAUGUCUGAAGGACUUGGUAUGCGGUACGCCUUUCUGGCACUAGAAACUGCUCAUCUAAAUGCUGAAGGAAUGAGGAGUUACAUUGACAGGUAUGGAGAGACUAUUUACAACGUAAGCAAUACUAUGGGAGAAAUACCACGCAUGACUACGAGCAGAAGUAAGGACGACAUCUGCGACCAACUAGAAAAAAUGGUGCCUGCGAGCAAACUGCAGGAUCGCAGGAAUUGGCGCGACGCGUGCCUCACUCGCCUUUCCAUCCUCAAAAAAGAAAUGGAACAAAAAUACAACAAGAAUUAAUAUAGACUAAUCAUGUUAUUAUAAAUUAAUAUAUUUAGUUAUUUAAGUUUUACCAGUU